Symsagittifera roscoffensis is the source of this 1736-nucleotide messenger RNA. Its product is annotated as glycine receptor subunit alphaZ1-like. Gene Ontology annotation, biological process: monoatomic ion transmembrane transport; signal transduction; nervous system process. Gene Ontology annotation, molecular function: neurotransmitter receptor activity; extracellular ligand-gated monoatomic ion channel activity; transmembrane signaling receptor activity. The coding region runs from base 112 to 1677 and encodes 521 amino acids. NCBI's taxonomy places the organism in Eukaryota, Metazoa, Xenacoelomorpha, Acoela, Convolutidae. The transcript is spliced from 10 exons. The record is from RefSeq and is a predicted model, not a curated record. Gene Ontology annotation, cellular component: plasma membrane; neuron projection; synapse.
CGCAAAUAAAAGCUGAACUGCCUUACUGGUAAAAUUGAUAUUAUGCUGAGCUAAACAGCCAAAUAUUAUAUCAAUUUAUUCUCGAUUUGUUUGCUUUGCUUUAUUUACAAAAUGCAAUUUUAUUUUUUAUGGGCGUUUUUUAUUGGAAAUGCUUGGUUGUGUUUCGGGCAAACGAGAAAUGAGUCAACUGAGAAAGAGAAAAGCGAAGUGUCAGAGACUAAUCGUCAGAAGAAGAUGAGUGAGACGACCAAAGUGUUGAUUGGCCUCCUCAAGGACUACGACAGCCGUCUGAGGCCUGGAUUCGGAGGGGAGGCGGUGGGGGUGAAUGUGACCAUGAAUGUGGACUCCCUUGGACCCAUCAGUGAGACUGAAAUGAGCUUCAGAGUCGACAUCUCAUUUAGACAGAUGUGGUAUGACGAGCGACUUCGCUUCAUCACUGAAGAUAACGUGGACAUCACUCUGUCGCAUGAGUUCCUGCAGAAGAUCUGGGUACCAGACACUUACUUCCCAGAAUCACUCUCUGCCUCCAAACAGCAGGUGAUGGUUCCGAACAUCCUGCUGCGUCUCUCCCACACCGGCCAUGUACUGUACAGCAGCAGAGUGACUGUCAUCACCAAGUGUCCCAUGGAGCUGGAAAUGUUCCCCCUCGACACACAGGUGUGUAAGUUGAAUGUGGAGGCGUUUGGGUACACGUACAGUGAUCUGCGGCUGAACUGGAAGGACAAUGACUCAGUCAGUUUCUCCUGUCCCAGAAAUCUUCCACAGUUUAGAUUCAUCAACCACAAGACAGCGAAAUACGACCUCAUCUUUCCCACUGGCAGAUUCAGUGGCCUUGAACUCUACUUCUACCUGGAGAGGACACUGCUCUAUUACGUGUUGCAGACAUAUGCUCCCGCCAUACUCAUUGUGGGACUGUCUUGGGUGGGGUUCUGGGUGGACCCAAAGUGUAUUCCUGCGCGUGCUUCUCUCUCCAUCACCACUGUAUUGACCAUCAUCACCCUCAUGGGCACUGUGAACAGUCGACUGCCCAAGGUGAGCAAAGUGAAGGCGCUGGAUGUGUACUUCGGCCUCUGUUUCAUCUAUGUCUUCGGGGCACUGAUCGAGUUCGCAUGUGUGUGCUACCUGGACAAACACUUCAAAACCAAAAUUAGCCAGAAGGCAGCACAGGAGAAGGAGAAGAGUAUGGCUGAUGAGAAGGCGAGCCAGAACAGACAUCUCAUUCGCACCAUCGACAGUUUCGGAACUCCCAGAGAUCCUAGCCUUUAUAAGAAACAUCUAGUUUACAAAAAACCCAAACUGAACAGCAAACAAGAUAAGGAGAAGGAGAAGAGUAUGGCUGAUGAGAAGGCGAGCCAGAACAGACAUCUCAUUCGCACCAUCGACAGUUUCGGAACUCCCAGAGAUCCUAGAUACGGCUUCGAUGAUCCGGAAAGUCGACAGUCAUUUAUCCAGACAAAUCCCGAGAACCCACCUAAGCCGAAACGGACGCUGACCAGAUCCAUUUCGAGACAACUGGACAACAACAGAGUAGCCGCUUUCUUCAGAGGGGAACACAACGUGAACAUUCUCCACGUGGACAAUUAUUCACGUGUUCUGUUUCCAGCUACUUUCAUGAUAUUUAACAUAUUUUAUUGGGGCUACUAUCUCAAAAACAGUGCAAAAUCGGCCCCAACUUAAAUACUCAUAAUACAUUUUUAAAAAUUCAAUACGACUCAUCAUAACAAACUUAAUUGAAA